CCGCCUGCUCUCCCGGGCGGGCUGCUGGUGCCCGGCCCCCGCCCAGGGCUGCUGCGAGAAGCACGCCGCCUCUUCGGCCACGCGCAGGAGCUGCCCCAAGGCCCAGACGCCGCCGCCGGUCGGCCGGCGCCGUGGGCGCGCGGCAGCCCUGAUGCUGAUCCUCGCGAUGACCGUCGGGAUCGUCGAUGCCGACGCCGAUGCCGAGUCCGCGUACUACGACGACAACGUGGACAUGAGGGAGUUCUGGCUCGAUGUGCCCGUGGGCCCCUCGAUGCACGUGGGCGCGCCGCCGGACGGGGCGCCUUCCAGCCCUGGCGACCCCGUCCCGUCGCCGGCUGGGCCACCGAGCGUGCGCUUCGAAGCGCCGCCGGUUCCGGGCUUCCCCCAGCCGCCAACUCAGCCGCCUAUGCCCCUUGGACAACAUUUCAUUCUACGGGCGAGGGUGCAUUGGCCCGAGGGGGCGCAGUGGAUGAUUUUCAGAGGGAAAGCAGUCGAUGCCGUCGCGGCCAGCACGGUGGCCGACUACUUCGACGGUGCGCUGGCGCUCGAGGUGGCAGACCCAGCAGGCGUCGCCAUCCGCUUCCUCGUGAAGCCCGACGGCGUCAUCCGUGCGCCGUCUCCAGGACCCUCCGGACGCCUACCCGCAGGGUUCAUCGAGGAGCUGCUCCACCACGCACCCCUGGGAUGCGAGGAGCUCGGCAUCGGCGUCUCGGCGACCAACGUACCCGAGAAGGUUUGGCACAAGCUGGCAGCUUGGCAUGGUCUGCCCGUGGGUGGCCGAGCUGGCCCACUCAGCGAGGCACGCUGGCGGCUGCUCAAGGAGAAGGUGGUCGACCUAGUCAAGUGGCACCCUGAGGGGGGCGUGGCACCCAGUCCGAGCUUCGAGGCGCAGGCCACCGAGGCGGACGCCAAGCUGCGCAGCCAUUGGCGGCGGCUCGAUCGCAGCAGCUCGCCCAGGCCGCCCUCGGGGUCAACAAGAAGGAACUCUCGUUCGCCGUCAGCCGAGGGCGGACGAGCAGCCAGCUCUGAGGCGCCCGCGUCAGGAGAGAGUCAUCAGGGAGAUGAGGGAGGAGACAUGAUGGCCUGCUACUUGGAGGAGAAGGCCCGUGGGUCAAGCGAUGCGGCCGCUGUGCAGAGCGUGGCUGCUGGCUUCGGUGAGGAAGCCCAGCAGGUGCUCGCCGGCCUCAUCCGAUAUGCUCGAUACCUCAAGCAGCAGACGAAUGAGCCUGAGGAGCUCGUACGACUGGAUGGGCACAUUGGCAACUGGGAGGUGCUCCAACAGGUGCCCUCGCGACCACAGACCCCAGAGGCAUCGCCUAGCAGCCUCCAAGAGCUCCUCAAGCUCUCACCCGAGCACCACCGCUCACAGGGGCCGCCGGCCUCCACGGCCGACAGCGCGCCCCUGUUCGAAGCACAUCCAUCACUCUCGCCAGCGGUCGUCCUGCCGGCCUUCCCCGUCGGACAACGGGACGCCGGCCUCCCAGCUACCACGGCUGGGUUGGGCCCGGUCGUCCGCCCCCAGGCGCCGAACAUCAGGUCCCUGUUUUGCUACGACCAGCACGUCAGCGACUUGGGCCUGCCUCCAGGUUUGACCACGGCACCAGCACGCUACGCUGCUGGGGCCCGAGAGGACAGUGGGGGUGCCGACCCGUUCGGCCUCGUGCAGCCCGGGGCAGCGCUGGACGCGAACACCGCCAGGAUGCUCCACGCGUUAGAGGGGGUUGCCAACGCCCGGCAGGGCGACAAGGCGCUGAUGCUGCGACUGUCCGAGGGAACCCGCGCUGGCUACGAGACCGGCUGGAAGCAGUGGCAGAGCUUCAGAGCAGCCCAAGGGGAGUCGCCCUGGCUGGAGGGACGCGACCGCGAGGAGCGACACGCCAACGAGGAGGCACUGUUGGGCUUCGUCAUCGUGUUGGCUAAGGUGCUGAAGCGCACG
Molecule: messenger RNA, 1936 nt
Organism: Prorocentrum cordatum
Lineage: Eukaryota; Dinophyceae; Prorocentrales; Prorocentraceae
Source: the annotation of a GenBank genome assembly